AUGCAUGAAGGACAAAGCCCUGCAAAGCAAGUCAAAGUCAAACAUUAUCUCUACGUCAGCAACGACAAAUCACAGUCAGUGGAAGCAACUGAGCCGAUGCCGGAAGGUGGCACAGAACAGGAGGAAGAUGAUCUAGCACUUUCAGAAGAAUCAGACUUUGAAGGCGUUACUGGACUACUUGCUGCAACUUUUAUACGACAAACACAGUUUUGUCCUACUCUUUCUCCACCAACUCCAUUCCCGCCUCAACCAUUUCCUAACACGGCAUGCUCGUUUGAAACCAAUCUCUGUGUGUGGUCUAAUGAUGUCUCUAACGACGUUGAUUGGGUUAUGCGGCAAGGAAGGACUCCUUCAUAUCAAACUGGACCUACUGAUGAUCACACAUACCAAAAUGGCAGUGGUAAGUACAUCUACUUUGAAGUCACAGCUGCAGGCUAUUUUAGUCAUGCCGCUCUUGUCAGUCCCGAGUAUCACAAGAGUGGCAGUGCAUGUCGCAUGCAGUUUGCAUAUCAUUUCUAUGGCAGCAGCAUUGGAGACAUGGACGUCUACUUUGUGACUAAUGGAGAUGGAAAAAUUCAUAAUUUGUGGUCUACAACGGGAAAUCAAGGAAACGUUUGGCAUAUGCGUUCUGUGUUUAUUGGACCACAGACGGACUUCACCAUCUAUUUUAAUGGCACUCAUUAUAGUGGUUUCCAGGGUGAUAUGGCACUGGACGAUAUCUCAUUUCUUGACUGUGAUCCAAGUAAGUCUGUUUAUUACUAUUAAUGAGCUGUGGGUUGAGUUGAUACUCUGACAUGCAAUGUGCAGAGUACGGGAACAGAUGGGCAGAUGGUGUAGUAAGUGGGUGGGUGGGUAGGUGAGUUGGUGGGGCAGAUGGAUACGAUGCACAUAGAGACAGAUGGCAAAUA
This is a messenger RNA of Corticium candelabrum, 908 nucleotides long. RefSeq names its product MAM and LDL-receptor class A domain-containing protein 1-like. NCBI's taxonomy places the organism in Eukaryota, Metazoa, Porifera, Homoscleromorpha, Homosclerophorida, Plakinidae. The record is from RefSeq and is a predicted model, not a curated record. Gene Ontology annotation, cellular component: membrane. The transcript is spliced from 5 exons. The coding region runs from base 1 to 765 and encodes 254 amino acids.